AUGGUAUAUGGACUUAUAUUCAUUUGCUAUCACUAUGCAUUAUACAUAGCAUUCUCAAUUCUACAUCUCUUCAUCCUGGCCUUCAAAUGUCUAUCAACAUUCAAAUCAUCCCUCUUUAACAGGACAGCAGUCGAGGAUAGGAAGAGAGUUGUGAUUGUUGGAGGUGGAUUCUCUGGCACGAUGAUUGCACAAAAGUUGGAGAAUGACUUCCAGGUCACAUUGAUAGACACAAAGGAUUACUUUGAGUUCACUCCAAGUAUCUUGAGGACAAUCGUCGAACCAACUCAUAUCAAACGUAUACAGGUAUUGCAUUCACAUUAUCUAAAGAACACCAAUGUCGUCCAGAAGAAGGUGACCGAUCUCAAUGCCGACCAAGUGUUCACAGAGGAUCGCACCAACAUACCCUACGACUACCUGGUGCUCAACUCUGGCUCCAGCUACAACUCUCCGUUCAAGGAGUCAUCCGUGGUGGCAUCGGCACGUGCCAACACAUUGCGCGAGUACUUUUAUCAUAUCAGGAAGCUGAAGCGUAUCCUAAUCAUUGGCGGUGGUAUUGUUGGCGUGGAGUUGGCAGGCGAGAUUGUCAGCCACUUCAAGGGCAAGGAGGUGACACUGAUCCACUCCCAGUCCCAGCUAAUGAACCGAUUCCCCAAGAAAGCCGUGCGAUAUGCGGAGCGCUACCUGCUGGACCACAAAGUGAGGAUCAUCUACAACGAGCGAGUGAUUGCACACAAGGAGAACAUCUUUAUCACGGACCAUGGCAGCGAGAUCGUGUCCGAUCAGGCAUUCCUGUGCACGGGUAUCGUGCCCAACUCGGACUACUUGAAGAAGUCCUACCCCAAUACCAUCUCAGAGUUUGGCUACAUCAAGUCCAAUGACUACCUGCAGAUGGUCGGCUCGUCCUACCACAAGAACAUCUUUGUGUCGGGCGAUGUGCUCAAUGUUCGCGAGGAGAAGUUGGCGCAGACGGCCGAGAGCACGGCAUCUGUCGUCGUGCAGAACAUCUACGCGAUGGAGUCGCGAAAGGAGAAGUUGACCCAGUACAAGUCCUCGGCCAAGCCCGUCCUAAUCAGUCUUGGCAAAUACUGCUCCAUCUUUGUAUACAAAGGAUGGGUACUCACCGGAUUCAUUCCAGCACUUCUCAAAGAGGCUGUCGAGUGGAAGACCAUGAUAAGAUAUUGGUAA
Messenger RNA from Acytostelium subglobosum LB1, 1185 nucleotides. RefSeq lists its product as hypothetical. Gene Ontology annotation, cellular component: cytoplasm. Bases 1 to 1185 code for a protein of 394 amino acids. Gene Ontology annotation, molecular function: electron-transferring-flavoprotein dehydrogenase activity; flavin adenine dinucleotide binding. The transcript has 2 exons. Lineage: Eukaryota; Evosea; Eumycetozoa; Acytosteliales; Acytosteliaceae. The record is from RefSeq and is a predicted model, not a curated record.